GGGGCCACGAAAUUGAUAAUUAUCACUCUUAAUUUUUAUGGUUAUAGUGUAGAAUAGUCCAAUUGCAGUCGUAAUUUCAUUUAUAAUCCGGAGUAAGCCGUGAAAUAGUCAUCGUUGAGUGCGUAUCGAGCGAGCACUUUGAUUAUGUGUGUAGGAAGUACCAGUAAGCCAAGUGGAAACUUGAAGAUGGUAGUGGACAAAAAUAGUUUACUCAUGGAGGAGGAGGGAGCUCUGGAGGUCGGAAUGGAAUAUAGAACUGUCUCUGGCGUUGCUGGGCCACUGGUUAUUCUUGAUAAAGUGAAGGGACCCAAAUAUCAGGAGAUUGUCAAUAUUCAGCUGGGAGAUGGAACGGUGCGGCGUGGGCAAGUUUUAGAAGUUGAUGGCGAGAAAGCUGUUGUGCAGGUUUUUGAAGGAACAUCAGGAAUUGACAACAAAUUUACCACCGUGCAAUUCACCGGGGAGGUUUUAAAGACACCAGUUUCAUUAGAUAUGCUUGGGCGCGUAUUUAAUGGCUCAGGGAAACCCAUUGACAAUGGCCCUCCAAUUCUUCCUGAAGCAUAGCUGGAUAUUUCAGGAAGCUCAAUCAAUCCGAGUGAAAGAACUUAUCCUCAGGAGAUGAUACAAACUGGGAUUUCUACAAUUGAUGUUAUGAACUCCAUUGCUCGCGGACAGAAGAUUCCUCUUUUCUCUGCUGCUGGUCUUCCUCACAAUGAAAUAGCUGCUCAGAUUUGUAGCCAGGCCGGUCUAGUAAAACGGCUGGAAAAGUCUGCAACUCAUAAUCAGGAUGAGGUAGAGGACAAUUUCGCCAUUGUGUUUGCGGCUAUGGCUGUAAACAUGGAGACAGCCCAAAUUUUCAAGCGUGAUUUCGGAAAUGGAUCAAUGGAGCGAGUGACUCUUUUCCUAAAUCUGGCCAAUGACCCUACCAUCGAACGCAUUAUCACUCCUCGAAUUGCCCUCACAACUGCAGAAUAUUUGGCUUAUGAAUGUGGGAAACAUGUUCUGGUUAUGCUUACUGAUAUGAGUUCUUAUGCAGAUGCUCUUCGUGAGGUUUCUGCUGCUAGAGAGGAAGUGCCUGGAAGGCGUGGGUACCCCGGGUAUAUGUAUACCGAUCUGGCAACAAUAGAUGAGCGAGCAGGACGUAUUGAAGGACGAAAGGGCUCUAUCACUCAGAUUCCUAUUCUUACUAUGACUAAUGAUGAUAUUACACAUCCCACCCCAGAUCUUACCGGUUAUAUCACUGAGGGGCAGAUAUACAUUGAUAGGCAACUCCACAAUCGACAAAUAUACCCUCCAAUUAAUGUUCUCCCAUCACUUUCACGAUUGAUGAAGAGUGCUAUAAGGGAAGGUAUAACUCGUCGAGAACAUGCCGAUGUGUCAAACCAGCUGUAUGCAAACUACGCAAUAGGGAUGGAUGUCCAGGCAAUGAAAGCUGUGGUUGGAGAAGAAGCCCUUUCUUCUGAGGAUCUGCUGUAUCUAGAGUUCCUGGAGAAAUUUGAGCGGAAGUUUGUGACGCAGGGAGCGUAUGACACCCGCAACAUCUUCCAGUCACUUGACUUGGCAUGGACGUUGCUCCGAAUCUUCCCCCGUGAGCUUCUACACCGUAUACCCGCAAAGACGCUGGACCAGUACUACAGUCGUGAAGCUACAAAUUGAUCAAUUUUUUCUCUUUCUUUUUCUUUUUUGGUUCCGAUUGUAGUUUAUAUUCGUGGGUUUAUUACAAACAAACAGGAACAUGGAAUAUCGAUCCAUGGAAAUUUCUGGUCCAGGUCGUCGAGUCAAUAAAUGAGUUUUUUGCUCUUCUUAGUUUGUAGUCGUGCAUAUGCCUAUUUGUACGAGUAAUUAUAGGCACCAAGCUUCCAUUUGAAAAAUACAGAGCUAUAAUAAUUGAAGUAUUAGACACUAAUAAUAACCUAAAUAAGGACGUUUUCAGUUUCUGCUUUUAGAA
Molecule: messenger RNA, 1945 nt
Organism: Ziziphus jujuba (common jujube)
Lineage: Eukaryota; Viridiplantae; Streptophyta; Magnoliopsida; Rosales; Rhamnaceae
Product: V-type proton ATPase subunit B 2
Biological process (GO): proton transmembrane transport; ATP metabolic process
Cellular component (GO): proton-transporting V-type ATPase, V1 domain
Molecular function (GO): proton-transporting ATPase activity, rotational mechanism; ATP binding
Source: RefSeq, a predicted model, not a curated record